CGGUAACGCAACAAUUACGCUAGUAUCGAUCCGAUACAUGGUAUCGGUGCUAUUGACAUUAGAAUCGACCCGCCCACCCCUGCUGAGCACACACGCAGGUUGGCGAGGGCGUGUACGACUUGAGGCAGGAAAAAGGCGGAUAUAAAUCCACACACUCCGGGAACACGGCUUUGCCAACCAAGCGGUGCACGUUGCCGUCAGCGACAUGGACAGUUCUGGUCCACGCUCUGCUUGCUCCAUGUUUGCCUUGCUGGUGGGAGGCUCGCAAGUUUUGGGUCUGGCAUCAGUGGUGCUGACCGGCGUGUGGAUGGGUCACUAUCGCGGGGGCUUCGCUUGGGACGGCUCCGAACAGGAGUUCAACCUGCACCCUCUGUGCAUGGUGCUGGGCCUGGUCUUCUUGCAAGGAGACGCCAUCCUGGUUUAUCGAGUAUUCCGUAAUGAGGCGAAGAAAAACGUGAAGCUGCUUCACGGCAUCAUUCACUUGCUUGCCCUCAUCAUCAGCAUCGUUGGUAUUGUAGCAGUGUUUGACUCCCACAGAGCAGCCAAGUAUCCAAACAUGUACUCCUUACACAGCUGGUGCGGGAUGGCUACUUUAGUCUUAUUUAGCUUGCAGUGGGUCAUGGGUUUGUUGUUCUUCCUGUUCCCUGUCUCGUCGUCAUGGUUGCGAGCCUCGUACCUCCCCGUCCAUGUGUUCUGUGGUCUGGUUCUGCUGGCCAUGGCUGUCGGGACCAGCUUGCUUGGUAUCACAGAGAAACUCCUCUUCAGUAUCAUGUCAACCUAUUCCAUGUUUCCCCCUGAGGGGGUGCUGGCCAACAUUUUGGGUGUCCUGCUCGUGUGCUUCGGCCUGCUGCUGGCCUACAUGAUCACCAGGGAAGAGUACAGACGGCCACCCAAUCCAGAGGAGGAGUCUUUGGCGGUGCACUUUAAGACCCUGACUGAAGGAGGCUCACCCACCAUGCCUUAAGUCGCAUGCGUUCAUUGACUACUCCGAGUGAACACAUGAUUUCAGCCAUGAAAUACAGUGGAACCCGCUUAUGUUGUCCAUGCCUACCAACUCAUCACAUCCUGAUCCAAUGUGUAUUUCUUAUUGCUAAAAAGUACUUGGUAUUUCAACAUCAACAUACAUAGUCGACCGCUAUUUUCGACAUAAAAUCUGAGAGCCCAAGAGGUCAUUUCUAUGAAAUAUGGGUCUGUUUAUGUGGUCAUGUGUUGUAGUAUUGUAAACUUAAUUAUCAUUAUCGCUAAGCUACGACGGCGUAUUAGGGCCACAUUAAGAUUUCAAGAAUAAAGUUGUAGAUUUACGAGAAAAAAUAACUAUCAUAAGUAAUUCAAAUUAAAUUUAUUUAUUUAAUUCAAAAUUACAAUUAAGAAAAUAUCAAAGGAGUCCCUCAUACAUAAUGAUGUUGCUGUUGUUAAUGGACGCUGCUUAGUACGAUGCAGUACGAGGGCCACAUUUGAAAAAAAAUAAAUAAAUCUGACAUUUCAAAAAUAAAGUAGGAAAUUUCAGAGAAUAAAAGUAGUAAAUUUAUAUUUACAUAUUUAGAUUCCUUAACCAUGGAAACAUACCAUGCAAGGGUUUGAAUGACUUAAAGAAUGCUAGUAUGCUACACCUAAUAACGCUAGCUGUUUGUAUAUGUGCCUACCUCGGAAAAUGCUAAAAAUGUUAGUAUAAUUAUGUUAGCAUGCUAACGCUUAGCAUGACAAUGCUAAGUGUUUGCUCAAGGUGGUGAUGGAAAAUGGCCGCAAUGGGAAGAAUUUGUAAAAUAAAUUCCUGGAUCAAGACGGUAAUCUUUAUCACCCCCAAAAUGUAGUCACUUCUUCCAAAUCCCAUUUCCGACAUUUCUUGAAAUUUUCAUCAAAAGUCACUUUGAACACAAACAAAAAACAGACAAGAUAAAUGCCGGCAAAAACAUAACCUCCUUGAUGCACUUGGCAGAAGUAAAUAUACUAUAUAUAUAUAUAUAUAUAUUUAAUGUAACAUGUUUUUAAAUGUAAAGUCAUACUGAUUGACACGUGCCAAGGAGUGAACAUUACCGUUGAUAGCAGCCAGUGGACGCUCUAAACUUGUGACAACUAUAUGCUCCUCUGUGUGCUAUUGUGAAGUUGAAUAACUUGCCUUUCCAGAUUAUAAGUGUCUCUUCAUGAAAAGUAAAUGUGACUUAUAGCCCAGUGUGAUUUAUUUAUGUUUUUCUUUCUCUUCAUGAUGUUUUUUUUGUCUGAUACUCCAGAGCGACCUAUAUGGUAAAUCUAUUUUUCAUCAGUGAAUUUUUGUCUUUGUGAGAUGUUUCAAAAU
Molecule: messenger RNA, 2293 nt
Organism: Doryrhamphus excisus (bluestripe pipefish)
Lineage: Eukaryota; Metazoa; Chordata; Actinopteri; Syngnathiformes; Syngnathidae
Gene: cyb561
Product: cytochrome b561
Cellular component (GO): lysosomal membrane
Molecular function (GO): oxidoreductase activity
Source: RefSeq, a predicted model, not a curated record